Messenger RNA from Budorcas taxicolor (takin), 2489 nucleotides. RefSeq names its product activin A receptor type 2A (gene ACVR2A). The transcript is spliced from 11 exons. NCBI's taxonomy places the organism in Eukaryota, Metazoa, Chordata, Mammalia, Artiodactyla, Bovidae. The record is from RefSeq and is a predicted model, not a curated record. Gene Ontology annotation, biological process: activin receptor signaling pathway; cellular response to growth factor stimulus; protein phosphorylation. Bases 140 to 1681 code for a protein of 513 amino acids. Gene Ontology annotation, molecular function: ATP binding; activin binding; activin receptor activity. Gene Ontology annotation, cellular component: activin receptor complex; plasma membrane.
GUGAACGUUUUUUUGGUCGGGGCUUCCGAAUAUGUUUUAUGACGGUUGAUUUUACACCAGGAGGUUUGUCUCCGAGGAAGACCCAGGGAACUGGAUAUUUAGCGAGAACUUCCUACGGCUUCCCCGGCGUCUCGGGAAAAUGGGAGCUGCUGCAAAGUUGGCGUUUGCCGUCUUUCUUAUCUCGUGUUCUUCAGGUGCUAUACUUGGUAGAUCAGAAACUCAGGAGUGUAUUUUCUAUAAUGCUAAUUGGGAAAGAGAUAGAACCAAUCGCACUGGUGUUGAAUCCUGUUACGGUGACAAAGAUAAACGGCGGCAUUGUUUUGCUACAUGGAAGAAUAUUUCUGGUUCCAUUGACAUAGUGAAGCAAGGUUGUUGGCUGGAUGAUAUCAACUGCUAUGACAGGACUGAUUGUAUUGAAAAAAAAGAUAGCCCUGAAGUAUAUUUUUGUUGCUGUGAGGGCAAUAUGUGUAACGAAAGGUUUUCUUAUUUUCCGGAGAUGGAGGUCACACAGCCUACUUCGAAUCCAGUAACACCUAAGCCUCCCUAUUACAACAUCUUGCUCUAUUCUUUGGUGCCACUUAUGUUAGUUGCGGGGAUUGUCAUUUGUGCAUUUUGGGUGUACAGGCAUCAUAAGAUGGCUUACCCUCCUGUGCUCGUUCCAACUCAAGACCCAGGACCACCCCCACCUUCUCCAUUACUAGGUUUGAAGCCAUUACAGUUACUAGAAGUGAAAGCAAGGGGAAGAUUUGGUUGUGUGUGGAAAGCCCAGUUACUCAAUGAAUAUGUGGCUGUGAAAAUAUUUCCAAUACAGGAUAAACAGUCAUGGCAGAAUGAAUAUGAAGUCUAUAGUUUGCCUGGAAUGAAGCAUGAGAACAUACUGCAGUUCAUCGGUGCAGAGAAACGAGGCACCAGUGUUGAUGUGGAUCUUUGGCUAAUCACAGCAUUUCAUGAAAAGGGUUCACUAUCAGACUUUCUUAAGGCUAAUGUGGUCUCUUGGAAUGAAUUGUGUCAUAUUGCAGAAACCAUGGCUAGAGGAUUGGCAUAUUUACAUGAGGAUAUACCUGGCCUAAAAGAUGGCCACAAACCCGCCAUAUCUCACAGGGACAUCAAAAGUAAAAAUGUGCUGUUGAAAAACAAUCUGACAGCCUGCAUUGCUGACUUUGGGUUGGCGUUAAAGUUUGAGGCUGGCAAGUCUGCAGGUGAUACCCAUGGACAGGUGGGUACCCGAAGGUAUAUGGCUCCAGAGGUGUUAGAGGGUGCUAUCAACUUCCAAAGGGAUGCAUUUUUGAGGAUAGAUAUGUAUGCCAUGGGAUUAGUCCUGUGGGAACUGGCUUCUCGCUGUACUGCUGCAGAUGGACCUGUAGAUGAAUACAUGCUGCCAUUUGAGGAAGAAAUUGGCCAGCAUCCCUCUCUUGAAGACAUGCAGGAAGUUGUUGUGCAUAAAAAAAAGAGGCCUGUUUUAAGAGAUUAUUGGCAGAAACAUGCUGGAAUGGCAAUGCUCUGUGAAACGAUAGAAGAAUGUUGGGAUCACGAUGCCGAAGCCAGGUUAUCAGCUGGAUGUGUAGGUGAAAGAAUUACUCAGAUGCAAAGACUAACAAAUAUCAUUACCACAGAGGACAUUGUAACAGUGGUCACGAUGGUGACAAAUGUUGACUUUCCUCCCAAAGAAUCUAGUCUAUGAUGGUUGCACCAUGUGUACACACUGAGAAACAGGACUCUCAACUGGAGCUGCUAAUGAAACUGCAUACAGUUUAUUUUCUGUGUGAAAUGAGUAGGAUGUGUCCUAGACAUCUCAGAAAGAAGACCCUCAUUUCAAAAGGUGGCUCUGGGAGACUUAUGGCAUUGCCUGUAGCAGAGACAUACAUGAAGGACACGCGACUAAGAGAAAAGUUGUAAACUCUAUAAAGAAACUUUUGAAAAAAUGUACAUGAAGAAUGUGGCCCUCUCCAAAUCAAGGAUCUUUUUGGACCUGGCUAAUCAUGUGUUUGAAAACUGACAUCAGAUUUCUUAAUGUCUGUCAGAAGACACUAAUUCCUUAAAUGAACUACUGCUAUUUUUUUUUUAAAUCAAAAACUUUUCAUUUCAGAUUUUAAAAGGGUAACUUGUUUUUAUUGCAUUUGCUGUUGUGUUUCUAUAAAUGACUAUUGUAAUGCCAAUAUGACACAGCUUGUGAAUGUUUAGUGUGCUGCUGUUCUGUGUACAUAAACAAAGUCAUCUAAGUGGGGUACAGUAAAGAGGCUUCCAAGCAUUACUUUAACCUCCCUCAACAAGGUAUACCUCAGUUCCAUGGUUGCUAAAUUAUAAAAUUGAAAACACUAACAAAAUUUCAAUAAUAAAUUGACCCAUGUUUUGUAACAAGGUAUUACAAAUUCACUGUGUUAUUUAAGAAAAAAAGGUAAGCUAUGCUUAGUGCCAACAGUAAGUGGCCAUUUGUAAAGCAGUGUUUUAGCUUUUCUUGUGCUAGCUUGUGAUUUAAGGAAAAAAAAGUG